AUUAUAUCACUUUGUUCCUGACUUGAUUAGCACUAAUUGGAGGAAAAGUAGAAAGAUUCAGCAUGAAUAGCGUUAUAGCUGAUAUUGUUGAUAUUUAUUCUCUUCCCGACUUUGGUCCGGGAUGCUUCGAACUGUCUGAUGAUGAAAUUAUCGACUCCGACUUUUUAACAGACAUUAGUUUAUCACCUCUGGACGUGGAUCAAAUAGACAAUAUGAAACAAGAAGCGGUGGAGGAAGAAGAGGACGAAGAAGAAGAAGAGAAUGAAGACGUUGUCGAAAUAAAAGUUGAAGAGAUAAAGGAAGCAAUAAAAAAAUCUACAACCAAAAGGAAACGUCAAAGAAAGAGAGCUUGUAAAGGAACACCCGAAUAUAUUCUAGAGAGGAAGAAGAAUAACGAUUCGGUAAGAAGAUCAAGAAUGAAAAAGAAAGUUCAAGAGCAAGAGAAGGACGAAGAAAUUAUAAGACUUCGUAGAAGAGUAGAUAUUUUGGAAAGCGUUAUUAAAAUAUGUGGUAGUUGUACAAAAUUAGUUGAAUUAAAGAGUAAAUUCAAUAAUCUUUGA
Messenger RNA from Dimorphilus gyrociliatus, 560 nucleotides. The record is from the annotation of a GenBank genome assembly. NCBI's taxonomy places the organism in Eukaryota, Metazoa, Annelida, Polychaeta, Dinophilidae.